ACGAAUCCUGAUGUGAGAAGUUUUACUCUCCGCAAGCCAGCGCCGGAUUUGGGAUUUCGCCCGGACAACUUGGAAUAGCGGCGUCGGAUUUGGACCACUUUUCCUCCCCCCCUUUUUUUUUUUUUUUUUUUGUUUUUAAUUUUGUCGCGCACCAUGUCCAAUUCUUGCGUGCAGCUGUGUGGCUUUCUGCUCAGCUGCCUGGGCUGGCUGGGCAUCGCGAUCGCCACGGCCACCAACGACUGGGUGGUCACGUGCAAGUACGCCCCGCACACCUGCAAGAUGAUGGAGCAGCUGGGCGUCAGGGGGCCGUGGGCCGAGUGCGUCCUCUUCACCGACCUCUACCAGUGCUCCACGUACUUGCAGAUCCUCGACCUGCCCGUCUACAUCCAGACGACCCGUGCCCUGAUGGUCACGGCCUCCAUCCUGGGCCUGCCCGCCCUCGGCUUGCUCCUCAUGUCCAUGCCCUGCAUCCGCCUGGGCGACGAGGCCCAGGCCUCCAAGAACAAGCGCGCCGCCAUCGGCGGCUUCGUCAUGAUCGUCGUCGGACUGUGCGGGCUGGUGCCCACCGUGUGGUUCCCCAUCGGCGUGCAGCCCAGGGAAGAUCUGCUGUCGUUCGGCUUCUCGCUGUACGCCGGCUGGGUGGGCGUGGUCUUGUCCCUUUUGGGCGGCGCCAUCCUGACCUGCUGCUCCUCGCCGGCGUCGCCCCGCCCGUACCAGGACAACAACCACUUCUACUACUCCAAGUCGGGUGUGGACAACGUGCCGGCAGCCGCCCCCGCGGCCAAAGCCGCCUCUUCCAACCACGCCAAGAGCGCCCACGUCUGAUGGACCUUUGAGUUUCCUAAGCGUCCAGGUUUUUUUCAGGGCGAGAGCCUUUGGACUUCCUCUCCGUGGACAAAUUUUGAUUAAUCAACUAGAAUGUUAAGAAAUGUUGAGAGUCGCCAAGCUGAAACGCCCCCCCAAAAAAAAAUGCUAGUUACUAUAACUGCAGCCCCUCUGAGAAAAAUCCUCGGCCCCAGGCCACCCCCGACUAAAAUUGGUCUAGAAUCGCCACUGUUUGCGGCCGAGGAACUGUGUUGAAGUGAAAAACUUCAUUUUGUCAAUAGAAAAUGUGUUUUGCUGCCAUCUUGUGGGAUCUAUAAUCAAUCACAAACAUUUUUGCACGGGUGUGAAUUACUCCCCCGCCCCCCGGAAUUGUUUAGAAUGACCUUUAUAUGAUCCCUUUUCAAAGUCAUCUGACGGCAAACAUUAGCCUUCAAAAUAAAUGCCUUUUGAUAUACAUUCAUUAGAUUUGCUAUGAUAUUUGAGUAUGGUAUAUAUAGAUGAACAUAUCCUUUUACUAACGCACAGUUUUACAUUGUAUUAGGUCAGCUCUCUCAAACGUCGAGUCAGUAUUCCAAGACUCUUUCUUUGCGGCUAUUUAUUGUUUGUAUGCACUCUUGUUUGGAUUUUCGAUAAUAAACGAUUUCACAAAGCAAA
Molecule: messenger RNA, 1479 nt
Organism: Phycodurus eques (leafy seadragon)
Lineage: Eukaryota; Metazoa; Chordata; Actinopteri; Syngnathiformes; Syngnathidae
Gene: cldn11a
Product: claudin 11a
Exons: 3
Coding region: 154-825 (223 amino acids)
Biological process (GO): bicellular tight junction assembly; cell adhesion
Cellular component (GO): plasma membrane; bicellular tight junction
Molecular function (GO): structural molecule activity
Source: RefSeq, a predicted model, not a curated record